UCCUCUACAAACACCCGAAUCAACGAGUCUCCGACGAGUCAAGCUUCAUCAUGACGGAGCAAUUAGUCUUGAGGGGAUCCCUUGUGGGACACAGUGGCUGGGUUACUUCUCUGGCCACGUCCCUGGAGAACCCCAACAUGCUCCUCUCCGCAUCGCGCGACAAGACCUUGAUCGUUUGGAACCUUACUCGUGAUGAGUCCUCAUACGGGUACCCGAAGCGAAGCCUUCACGGACAUUCGCACAUUGUCUCCGACUGUGUCAUCUCCUCCGAUGGCGCAUACGCUUUGUCGUCCUCGUGGGAUAAGACUUUGAGACUGUGGGAACUCUCAACCGGAAACACCACUCGCCGAUUCGUCGGUCACACCAACGAUGUUCUCUCCGUCUCUUUCUCCGCCGACAACCGACAAAUCGUCUCUGGAUCUCGCGACCGGUCCAUCAAGCUGUGGAACACUCUGGGCGACUGCAAGUACACCAUCACGGAUAAGGGACACACCGAAUGGGUUUCAUGCGUUCGAUUCUCCCCCAACCCGCAAAACCCGGUCAUCGUGAGCAGCGGGUGGGACAAGCUAGUGAAGGUGUGGGAAUUGGCCACGUGCAAGAUCCAGACCGAUCACAUCGGCCAUACCGGAUACAUCAACACCGUCACCAUUUCUCCCGAUGGUUCUCUCUGCGCGUCCGGAGGCAAGGACGGUACGACCAUGCUGUGGGACUUGAACGAGUCCAAGCAUCUCUACUCUCUCGCUGCCGGCGAUGAGAUUCACGCCCUUGUCUUCUCCCCCAACCGCUACUGGCUCUGUGCUGCCACGUCCAGCAGCAUCGUCAUCUUCGAUCUCGAGAAGAAGACUCGUGUGGACGAACUCAAGCCAGACUUCGUUGAGGUCGGCAAGAAGAGCAGAGAGCCGGAGUGCAUCAGCUUGGCUUGGAGUGCGGAUGGUCAGACCCUCUUCAGUGGCUACACCGACAACAUCAUCCGCUGCUGGGGCGUCAUGAGCAGAGGUUAAGCCGCUGGACGAGCGUGAUGAGGGAUGGGGGUGUCAAAAGGAGGUGGGAGGUUGACAUGUGGCCGUCUAGAUGGGAAAGCGGCUAUUGAGGAAAAUCCUCCUGCUCAAUAGUAUCGGACUGGCGUUUCUGCCUCGGAAGGUCAUGGAGCAUUCUUCCAUGAGGUGUUGAUAAAUUUCACAUCCAGCAUAAGCAUCAAAAGGAUCCAUUCUGAU
Molecule: messenger RNA, 1214 nt
Organism: Eremomyces bilateralis CBS 781.70
Lineage: Eukaryota; Fungi; Ascomycota; Dothideomycetes; Eremomycetales; Eremomycetaceae
Product: WD repeat-containing protein 51A
Exons: 4
Coding region: 51-1001 (316 amino acids)
Biological process (GO): positive regulation of protein phosphorylation; rescue of stalled cytosolic ribosome
Cellular component (GO): nucleus; cytosol
Molecular function (GO): protein kinase C binding; translation regulator activity; ribosome binding
Source: RefSeq, a predicted model, not a curated record